UCUUAGGGUUUGCAAGGAAAUGAUGGAGUUGAUGAGAGGCAAUGAUUAACACUACAAUUUGUGCCAAAAGAGAUAGUUGUUCUCUGACAAUUUGACAAAAAUAUGAUAGUUGAAUAGGGAUGGAGUCUUCUUCUCCAUAGUUGAACCGCUUUGAUUAUUGUUGAUCCAAUUUCAGAAGUUGAGCAAAUUGAAAUGGUUAAUAAGGAUUCCUGAAGAUUACACACAAUUUAUUACCUACUUUCUUGGACGAGGAGGUGCAACUAGCUUUGAAGAUCUUGAGUCCCAAAUCCUAGCUCGAGAGACAAUGAUUGCUAAGUAUCAAACCAGUUCCAUUUCGUCCUCUGCAAAUCUAACACACAAAAAUCCAAAUCCUCUGUUUGUUCAUGUUUCAGGUGUAGCACAACAGGGGAUUGUAAUUUAGUCCAACAAACUUGGUUACGCUCAAUAAAAUCCUUUGCAAAACGUUGGAAACUCUUUUGGAGGCACUGUAAUUCCUACUCGCGAUGGCUGGCAUGGUGGAAGAGGCAGAAACCGUGGUGACAACAUUGGAGGAAGGUCUUCGCUUCAGUGUCAGCUCUGCUGCAAAAAUGGCCAUGAGGAAAAUUUGUUGUUCCACAAUUAAGUCACUUUUUACAAACGAGGGUAAACAUGGUGGUGAAGCUACAUUGGAGGCUGUUCGAUUGAUUGCUGAUUAUGUCAAAGCUCAUAACUGUCAAUUACAUCCUGAUUCCGUUGAGGUUUUCUUGUCUCUUGCAUUUGAUGAGGAUCUUGGGAAGGCUGAAAAGAAAGUUGAGGAUCAGAAAUUUAAAAACAAGAAAAGUAAGAAAAGAAAAAACUUUGAGGCAUCAAAUCAGUUUCCAGAGAAUGACAGAAAGAAAAGUAGGCAAGAAUCGAUCUCUAAGACAAGAGAGGAGGUUGAAGCUGACUACAAGGCUGCCUCCUUUACCCCGGAUGUUAUGGAGUCGAGACAGAUGCAAUCUGAAACACUCUCUGCGGUGUUUGAGACAUACUUUCGCAUUUUGAAGCAUACAAUGCAGUCCAUAUUUGCCAGGCCUGAAACGAACCCUGGGGCAUUAUCUGCUGCAAUGGAGUCGCAUCCGUUGCUUGGUCCAUGUCUGAAAGGGCUGGCAAAAUUUUCACAUCUGAUUGACAUUGAUUUCAUGGGCGAUCUAAUGAACCAUCUAAAAAUACUUGCUUCUGGAAGUAGCAGCUCAGACAGCACUUCUGAGAAGUGUCCGAAAUGUUUGACCAUGUCCGAACGCCUCCAAUGUUGCAUUGUUGCUUUUAAAGUGAUGAGGAACAAUCUUGAUGCCUUGAAUGUUGAUUUACAGGACUUCUUUGUCCACCUUUACAAUCUUUUACUUGAAUACAGGCCAGGAAGAGAUCAAGGAGAGGUAUUAGCAGAAGCUUUCAAGAUAAUGUUGUGUGAUGAUAAGCAACAUGACAUGCAAAAGACAGCUGCAUUUAUAAAACGUUUGGCUACGUUGUCAUUGUGCGUUGGAUCUGCAGAUUCCAUGGCUGCAUUGGUCACGGUAAAGCAUCUCUUUCAGAAGAAUGUUAAGUGCAGAAAUCUGUUGGAAAAUGACAUUGGUGGGGGCUCUGUUUCUGGCACUAUUCCAAAAUAUCAACCGUAUUCCACAGACCCCAAUUUAAGCGGUGCCCUUGCCUCAGUACUUUGGGAACUCAAUCUUUUGUCCAAGCAUUAUCAUCCUGCUAUAUCAGCAAUGGCCUCGGGCAUUUCAAGCAUGAGUAAUACUGCAAAUAACCAAGUCUUUCUUCUCUCCAAGUCCUCUCCCCAACAAGCUUUUAAGGAAACGUCUCUUGACCAGGAGUUAUGUUUCACACAAAAUAGCAGUAUAAAAUUAAAUAACAAGAAGAGAAGAACAAAUGGCUCUGCUACAUCACCACCUUCCAUUGGUUCUACAAUAGUCACGAGUUCAUUCAAUGAGGAUGAGUUGCGAAGGAAACUUAGUUCCCAUUUUAUGCUUCUUCAUGACAUCAAAGAGAAUGAAAGGUUGAGAAGUGAGUUGGAUAGGACUGCACUAUCACUACAGCUAUAUGAACAAUAUAAGAAACAAAAGAAGCAACGAUCAAAACCAAGUAGAUGAGGUUCUAUGAAUUUUGUCAGCUUCUAUCUUCAUUUUUUUCCAUGGGAUCUAUCUAUUCUUUUCAGUUAUUUAUAUCUGUUGAAAUUCCAACUUGUGGCAGAGACUAGAGGUAUAAAAGACAGUUUAGGUUUUCAGAUUCAUGAUGGAUUUUUUCUUCAAGCACAGGCCUGAUAAGCCAUUGAUAUAUCAUCCUUUAAUUGGAUGUAAAGUUGAUGAAGAAAAAUAUUUGCAUAAUGGAAAACAUGAUCUUGAAAGUGACACGAAGAAUCUAGUGAAGGAGACGUGAAUUUUAGAUUAUAAUAAAUGAUGUGCUUUGUGUUCUUCUUAGAGCAAAGCAUUUGAAUUGGUAAAUGUAAUAUCUCUAAUUAAUUUUGUUAGCCAAACAACCAGGAGAUUUACAUGUAACCUUUAACUAAGAAGGGUGGGGAAUAAGGUAGUGCACUCCCACUAGGGUUGAAAUCUGUUGAUGAUGAAGUUU
This is a messenger RNA of Gastrolobium bilobum, 2586 nucleotides long. Its product is annotated as nucleolar complex-associated protein 3. Gene Ontology annotation, biological process: DNA replication initiation. Gene Ontology annotation, cellular component: nucleolus. Bases 504 to 2108 code for a protein of 534 amino acids. The record is from RefSeq and is a predicted model, not a curated record. Gene Ontology annotation, molecular function: chromatin binding. Lineage: Eukaryota; Viridiplantae; Streptophyta; Magnoliopsida; Fabales; Fabaceae. The transcript is spliced from 8 exons.